GCCUGCUCUGCCGACGGCGCCGACGGUGGUCGAUCUCCUUGACUCGAACCCGGCUCGUGGAAUCCCGGAUGUACCUGUACACGUAUGCAUGUCCUCGUCCUUCAUUCAUUGCUCGAUCGCUGGCUGCCUCCAUCCCUGCGUCCCUCCGCCGAUCAUUUCCAGCGAGUGUGUGAAUGAAUUCCAAGACCCAAGGACGAAGAAAAGAAUCUCUCGGCUCGCGCGGUGUAGAUAUGUUUGCUGAAUCUUUCUUUUCCCUUCGUGCGUUCUUCUGCGUGCACUCUGCUUUCCGCUCUCUGCUGGCACUCCUUGCCGCGCGAGAGAUGGUGUGAAAUUGGCUUGUUGUUUCUGCUGAGUGUACGUUGUUGUACAAGUGCUGUCUAUGUUCGGGUCGAUUCCCGUUUGUAUAUACUGUAUGUAUGUACGCUGCUCGCCUAUGAUGUAGUAGUCGCGGGUAGGGUCAAUCUAGUAGUUCUGGGUAGGGUCAAUUUACUAGUUCUCGCUGCUGCUUAUCGAGAGACGGUCCCCAUUGGCGAACACGGUUCUUUCCAUUAUAUCGUCGAAACCUAAUUUUUCCGGGGAUGUGGGGCCGCCUUUUCUGAGAUUCUCAUCUGACUUUUUGCCGAAUUGAGAGUGUGGAGAAGAUUCAAUUACUGAAGGCAUGACGAUUGUGUAUGAUUGAAGGCGGUGACUAUUGACCUAUAUCUGUUGGACCCUUCAUUCCAGAUCCGCCAGCGGAGAAUGUGAGAUUUAAAUGAAAAAUGUCACGAUUAGGGCUAGUGCGAGUGCAGAUUCAUACCGUGUGGUUAAUGUUAUUGAUUCGCCUCAGUGCACUAUCAGGUGGAUGAUGUUUUACACGGUAGUAGAUACAUAGCUUCUGUUUCUAUGAGAAAGAGAGUGGUGGAAGCUCAUGGUCGUUGUGACGGAGGGUUUAGGGUGUAGUAGACAGAGCGGGAAGAGAGACGGUCUUGUGGCACUUUGUCUUGAGAUCUUUCGGAAUGCAACCGGUCUUUUCUAUUGGAAGGAGUGGGAGUUGUGUUGGUUUGUCCUCAUGGAUUGGCGACAUGAUGGAUAAAGGAUGUGAGGUGUUAUUUGCAGAGUCAGUGAGGAGAAUAUUGUUGCAAGCUGAUCCGAAUCUAUUGACUGAAAGUGAAGUCUUGAAAUUGGCCGCGGAGGAUACUGACUUAAAUUCGAACAUAAUUGCGGAUAGGAAAGUAGUGAACAUGGUUAUUGGGAAGUUUAUAGUAAGAAUGAAGAUGAAUUCUGCUCUGGUUGCAAUAUUCGUGGCAACCAGAGUCGAAUUCUUCUUCAUUCUUACUAAGAUUAGUGGCAAAGCAGCCAUGAAAUUUCCUACAGUUCGGAAGCAUAUGCAGUAGAAACUUCAUAUACUUGUUGUGUUGGUCUGGAUGUUGUCGUGGACGAUUGUGAUAGAUCGACUGCAAUCACUUAGAUGUUGUCACCAAUUUCGUCGGAGUAUGCUUACAAAUUCAUUCCUGUUAUAUGGCAGUGGCAGCCAUACCUGUUCUUUAUCUAUGCUAAAUUUACAAGUGAGCAUUAUUAUUAACAGAGGCAAAAAUCAACAUGUUUUUUUCACAGAAUGGCUUGGGUUAGUUUUCAAUGCCAAUGUGGCAAUGUACGGCACAAAUUGCAUGCAGGUCGAGAAUGGUCAUCGCCUCUCUGUCAUCCGUGUUGGUUGGGAGAACACUCGUGAUCCAGAAUACUCCUUAUAUCGAAUUUGAAGACGUUUAUUAAGUCUUAUCCGAAUUUCUAACUGCAGCAGAGAAUUGUGCAAGUGAUAUGUAAUUGUGUACAUCAUCGUGGUGCUUCUAUCAUAAGUGUUUAGAGAUUUAUUAGGGUAUGAGAUAACCCAAAGUAAGUCUCUCGAACACUUACAAUCCUUGUUUACGUAUUCAGACUCGGGACGGGACGACUUCUUCGUACUCAGUAUCUUGGGUGAGAUGGACAAAAACCCCAAGGUAAUGAAAACGAACAAGGCGGACGGUCCCGAAUAAUGGAUUGUCACGGUUGGCUGUG
This is a messenger RNA of Marchantia polymorpha subsp. ruderalis, 2031 nucleotides long. NCBI's taxonomy places the organism in Eukaryota, Viridiplantae, Streptophyta, Marchantiopsida, Marchantiales, Marchantiaceae. The record is from the annotation of a GenBank genome assembly.